UAUAUCGCACCUGCCUGCUUGUUCAUACCUUUGCGUAUUUUUAUUUAAUAAUCGGGCAAUAUAAAUAUUAUGAGGUAGAAGGAUUUUAUAGCUAGAAUAUCAUAUUCUACUAAAUAUAAAAGUUUGGAGCCCGACGAGUUAAUUAUAGAAAUUAGCUUUUGAAUAAGCAGGUAGCUCCUGAGAAUAAGCAUAAAGCUCAUCUGAUUUGAGUAAAUAAUGGGACAGGUGUACGUUGGAGGAGAUUUGGGUGAAGUUAUAAAAUCCAGAAAGUAUCGGUAGGAGGAAAAAUUGGGGGCAGUAUGUCGAAUUCUCGAGGUGGUGGUGUACGUAGGGCUAUUCAAGGCCCAGAGUUUGAUCCUUCGUCUGAUGAGUCACAGUAUCCUGUGCCAGCGCAUGUACCAACAGAGGCACCUAGUCAGGAUUUCUUUCGGCAGUUUAUGGCCGCGAUGAUGCCUCAACAGAGGAGUUUCAUUGAUGCUGUGAUGCGGCAUAACCCACCAACAUAUUCUGGUUCAGUGGAGCCAGGAGUCCUUGAGUUUUGGGUUGAAAAGAUGGAAAAGAUAUUUCGUGUUGUUCAGGUUCCGCCAGAUCAACGAGUUAAUAUUGGAGCCUAUUUCUUGGAAGGCCGAGCAAAUCGGUGGUGGUUAGGUGAAGAAGCUGCAGGUGUAGACCAAGUGGAUAUGACUUGGGAUGAAUUUAAAGCAAAGUUAAAGGCUAGGUUUAUACCGUCGCAUAUUCGAAAAGCGAAGAAGCAAGAAUUGCUGGACUUAAAGCAGGGCUCGAUGUCAGUUGAGGAUUAUUUUGUGAAGUUUAAUGAGUUGGAGAUGUAUGUUCCUGACUACUUUUCCUGUGAGCGAGACAGAAUUGACCAUUUUGUAGACGGGUUGCAACACAGAAUUCAAGAAGCUUUAGCGGUGUUGGAUAUCAGUUCAUUGUAUGAGGCUUACGAGUGUGCUGCCCGAUUUUAUCAGAAGCAGGAAGUCAGACAAAAGGAGAGUGAGAAGGAAAUAGGUUAUCAACAUCAGGUUCGAGAUAAGGGAAAAGCUAAAGUGGAGGAUGAGCCCAAGGGUAAAAAGAAAUGGUGGCAAAUGUUCAGGUCUGGGCCAUCGUAUAAGGGGAUUUCGAUUAAUGAACCGAGUCAGGAGAGGUCUCAGCAAUCGGGGACUGUUUGUCGGCGUUGUGGAACAAGCCACCCAGGUACUCGUUGUGAUAAAGUUCCAUUGACAUGUUUUAAAUGUGGUGGUAGUGGUCACAUUGCCAGGUUAUGUCCAAGUGUGGUAACUGCAAGGGAGUUUCCAGAACCGAGGUUUAGGCCAUGGCAGCCGCCGUCUUCGCAGUCACAAGGGAGAGGAUUAGGAUCAUCUUGGCUAGGGGGACGAAGUCAGUCACGUUCGUCAUCUAGGCAGCCAGGCAGAGGACCUGACCAGCGUGGACGAAUAAAUGUUAUUACCCAAGCAGAAGCUGAUUAUCAUCCAGGUGAGGUUUUAACGGGUAGAUUUCUGGUUUGCGGUUUUCCUGCUCUUGUGUUAUUCGAUUCGGGUGCAACGUUCUCGUUCAUAUCUAAGCGUCUAGUUAGACGAUUGGGUCUGAAUUCAUCAGUAGAAGUGGUAGUGGAAGUUUUACUUCCAUCAGGAGAAGUGCUGGAAUGCCGAGAGCUUUAUAUGCAGAUUCCGGUUAGUAUUGAAGGGGUUGAUUUUGUUACUAACUUGUUGGGCAUCAAGCUAUCCGAGUUCGAUGUAAUAUUGGGGAUGGAUUGGUUAGUGGCAUAUCAAGCUCAAUUUGAUUGUCGAAAAAGAUCAAUUUCGCUGGUUGGAGCGAUGGGCGAACAGGUGGAUUAUGCAGGAUCUGCCAGACAACCUUCUAUGAAGGUAAUUUCAUCCCUAUCAUUUCAAUCAUUUAUUCGUAAGGGGUUUCCAGUAUAUCUGUGUGAGGUAAGAGAUUUGACGCAAGGGGAGCAGCGAUUGCAAGAUAUUCCUGUAGUCCGAAAUUUUCCUGAUGUAUUUCCUGAUGACAUUCCGGGUAUGCCACCAGCUCGUGAGGUGGAUUUACUAUUGAUAUUGUGCCGGGUGCUGAGCCAGUAUCAAGGGCUCCAUACCGGAUGGCACCUUUAGAACUAGC
Andrographis paniculata is the source of this 2118-nucleotide messenger RNA. RefSeq lists its product as uncharacterized. The transcript is spliced from 2 exons. Gene Ontology annotation, molecular function: nucleic acid binding; zinc ion binding. Bases 300 to 2111 code for a protein of 603 amino acids. Lineage: Eukaryota; Viridiplantae; Streptophyta; Magnoliopsida; Lamiales; Acanthaceae. The record is from RefSeq and is a predicted model, not a curated record.